CCUGCCUCGACCUUGGCUCGACUUGAAUCAUCACCAGUAGCGAACGGCCCAACCUGGCUCCUACCUAUUUGGUACCCUCUUUACCUCCGCCGAGAUAACAGUACCCUUCAACUCCUGCGCGCUGGUGAGGAGAUGCGCUUCAGAAUCGCUGUUUUGUCGUUGUUGAGAAACCGUCGGCUAUUCUCAAGGAAAUGGCCGUGCCUUGAUGGAAGAUAUUUUCUUAAAGUGAACAGCUGGAGAGCAACUUCUCCUCGAGGGCGGGGUAUGGUUGUGCUCGGUCUUCUUGUGGGAGUCGGCGCGGUUUCGACAAUUUCUUGUCCGAAGGUGAAUGACAUCGCGUGCCUGUUCCAGCUGGGCGGAGUGUCAGCAGAUUAUGUACACAAUUCUCUGCCGUCCGAUACAAGCAUUCGAUUGUUAUAUUUGAAGCGACCUGACAGCGAGCAAGACAAUGUCAUUCGAUGCUCGUUGAAAGAGGUUGAGCUGGCUAAGCCACCUGAUUAUAUCGCGGUAUCAUAUACUUGGGGACUUCCAGAGAAGCGGGCUGAAGCCUACGAAACGAAUUCUGCGCGAUACCACACGAUCUAGGUGGACUCGAAGCCUUUUCAAGUGACAGAAAACCUUCACGAUGCUCUUAUCUUUUUCCGAUCGCUGUUGGAUGUUGAAGAUUAUCCUCUAUGGAUCGAUGCGAUAUGCAUCAAUCAGAAGGAUUAUGAUGAGAAAGGUAAACAAGUGAGUAUGAUGGGCACGAUAUACAACCAAGCCGACCGCGUGGUCGUGUGGUUGGGAAAGGAUGAGCGAGGAGACGGACCCGGGAUUGCACGAAUGAUCACUCAUCUUGCCGAUGCUUGGAACCAAUAUCCCAUGAAGGACAAUUGGGCCAAACUACCUAAUUUUCGGACGGUUGAUGAUCUCGACAACACUGACCUCCUAUUCGAAUAUGGGCUGCCGAUUUGGGGCACACGUGGUUGGAUUGCACUAGGUCUAUUCCUCAAUCGGGAGUGGUUUCACCGCCUCUGGUGCGCGCAGGAAAUUGCUCUGGCCAGGAAACCCGACGAUACCAGGUUGCAAUACGGCAGAACUUGCGUUGUUUGGAAUGACUUGAUCUCGGUUUCUAUCUUUAUGUCAAUCACCGGGCUCUGCAAGGUUGUUCAGGAACUGCUACAGAAUCGAGUCCAGGACGUCUCUAUCCAGCCAGGAAUGAUAGGCGAGGAAGCUAGCUCUCUCUUCUUGAUCGCCAGCUUUCUAAAACCAGACGUGCCCCCUGAAUGGGUUACACUUCUGAUGACUCAGUUAGAGCAGGCACCUGAAAACCUGAACGGGUACAAUUUCCUGUUGCUACUUUUGAGAAUUCUUCGGAAACGAGAAGCCUCCGAUGAGCGUGAUAAACUUUUGAGGUUACUUGGCAUGGUGAAUCAUUUUUGCGAGGUCAGGGGCAUUGAACAGGUCACGGUGAGCCCUGACUAUAAUCGGCCGCCUCUUCUGGUCUUGAAGGACGCUGCAAAAGACAUUCUGAUGAACACUCACGGAGGACUUACCUUUUUGUCACUCGGACGGUCAUGGUCACCAAUGGUUGACCGUCCAUCCUGGAUGAUUGGAUUUGCAGGAGUAGAGGCAGCAGGCAGGCCUCUCACAGAAUAUCUAUAUUAUAAUGUUACACCAACCUAUACCACGAAAGAAGGUGUCAUUCGCUUCCGGGACGAUGCACUUCAGCUUAGUGCUCACGAAGUCGGUACGGUUGAAGAAGUGUCCUUGACGGGUGCAGAGAUGGCAUCUGGAAAGUUCUCUGAGUAUCUCCACCUCGUUCGAAAGCUCCCGCUGCCCACCCGCACUGGUCAGCCCCCAACCGAAGUCUUAUGGCGAGUUCUGAUUGGGGAUCAUGACAGUUACAACAAAUCUGCUGACAGAGCAAGCGAUUCUAUCAGUGAGGACUUCUCGAGAUUCAUACAAUACAUGCUUUUGAGAGAAAAGCUAGCAGACAUCGCUCGCCAGAUACCUGAAAUGCAUUAUGAAGUGAAACUCCAUCUUCUCGACGAUCUCGCGUCGAACGACAAGAGUGGUUCGAUAUGCACAUCACAUCAGAUCAAGGAUCUGAUUAAGCAUCAUGACAUAGGAAUCGAAAAUGUGAGCGAUAGCGAGCGACGAAUAUUGGCAAUUAUACCCCAGAACGAUCGGUUCAUACGAGACGUACAAGAAAUGACAAGUUGUCGAUGUUUGUAUCGAACCGUUGAGGGAGACCUUGGACUGGGACCGCUAUCGAUGCGGCCCGGUGACCGAGUUUGGAUAUUGCGUGGUGCUCGGGUUCCAUUCGUGCUACGUCCCGCGACGGACGUGGACAAGGCCCAUUAUCACUUGCUGGGUGAGACUUACGUUCAUGGUGUUAUGCGCGGAGAACUCUUGGCUCAGGAUUCUUCACUGCAGUGGAAGGAUAUUGGUAUUGUAUGAGUUCGGAUGACCUUACUCUCAUGAUUAUUCGAGCCGUGUUUCUUGUUGGAUGCAUGAACGAAAUUGUCCGACACUUCCUUAGGAUAAUUCAGUGCCGCUCUUGAGAUUUCAGCUUCAGGGCAAACGUUAUUGUCUUGUUAUGUAAAC
Exophiala oligosperma is the source of this 2589-nucleotide messenger RNA. RefSeq lists its product as uncharacterized. The record is from RefSeq and is a predicted model, not a curated record. The transcript has 2 exons. NCBI's taxonomy places the organism in Eukaryota, Fungi, Ascomycota, Eurotiomycetes, Chaetothyriales, Herpotrichiellaceae. Bases 736 to 2442 code for a protein of 568 amino acids.